Messenger RNA from Meira miltonrushii, 2104 nucleotides. RefSeq lists its product as uncharacterized. Gene Ontology annotation, biological process: mitotic spindle assembly. Gene Ontology annotation, cellular component: mitotic spindle; spindle microtubule; mitotic spindle midzone. Gene Ontology annotation, molecular function: microtubule binding. Lineage: Eukaryota; Fungi; Basidiomycota; Exobasidiomycetes; Exobasidiales; Brachybasidiaceae. The record is from RefSeq and is a predicted model, not a curated record. The transcript has a single exon. The coding region runs from base 87 to 2084 and encodes 665 amino acids.
UGUUGAUCUUCUGCAUAAAAAGUAACACUUCAAAAGCAUACCUUUGUUAACGACAAUCAUCACUUCAACACUUCAAUAAAACAAUCAUGGCCAGCAGUGCUGAACUGCAAUUCCAAUUAGGACAAUUGAUACCAGCAUUACACCUUGUUGAAACCGAAGAUUCAUGGCAAAAGAUUGAUGGUGCAUUGAGCAAGCUAGAAACAAUUACAAAAUCAGGAGCCUACAAAAAUGAAGCAUUCGUUCCACUUAUCAAAGAACAUUCAGCUCCAAUCGUUACUUCUUUAUUAUCCGAACGAACAAAAUUAUCAGGAUCAGCGGCUGAUUUGCUCACCUCAGUAGCGCCUAGACUUGCUAAUCGAUUCGAACCUUUGAUCAGCACAUUCAUUCCUCCACUUUUACAACUUUGUGCGAGGACAAACAAAGUGGCAUUAGUUCGGGCAAAGAAGUGUUUAUUACUCAUUGCCAAACAUUGCAAGCUAGCAUCGCUGCUAUCAUAUCUACGAGACGCAGCACGGGACAAAUCCAUCACGCUACGAAAUGUGGCCGUAGAAGUAACGUUGAUGUUGGUGGAAUCGAUUGAAAAUCUGGAAAAGUUGGAAAGAAGGGUGGGAGAUAUAGAAGUGAUCAUCAAGAGUACAGCGACAGAUCGUGAUCCAGAAGUAAGACAAUGGUCAAAAAGAAUGUUUGAAUUGUACGGUGAACGAUUCCCGUACAGGUUGGAUGAAUUCACUGCGCCAUUAACACCAACUACGAGGAGGUACCUUGCAUUAAAGAACACAGACAGACAAGCUGGUCCGUCAAACUUUUCAGUCAAGCCUAUACCACGCAAUCCAGUCGAACAACAGAGACCUCGUGCAUCACCGGAGAAAGUCAUUCGUGCAGUUUCAGCCUCUUCGAAUAAACAACCAACUCACACUACAGUAAAGAGACAGAGAGAUGCAUCUGCGUCCGCACGUUCAACGAGUGCCCAACACGUAAAGCAAUCUUCCCGAUCUGUGUCUACCUCCUCUAAAUCGACUCAGAACACACCGAGUAGCGAUAAAGAGACUCGAAUGCAGGAUAUCCCACCGCCUGUGCCUGUGCUACCCAGUAUAGACCCGGCAGAAGAGCGAGAAAGAGCGAUAUUGAAAGCAGAAGUGGCACGAAUGACAUCGGCAACGCCGAGCAGAGGUAUUGCCGCUCGUCUUGCAUUGGAACAAUUUGAGAUGAAAGUACGAUCGAGAGGCGGAACAGAUGGUUUGAAAGCGGGAUCUUCUUCAAGAGCUGCUCUUACUGCCUUUGCUGUGGCAGCAUCAAAGAAACACUCGUCGCCGAAAAGGAUGCCUGCCAGAGUUCCUUUGCCGCGGCAGCCAUUGGAAGAGCGAAAGAAUACGAAAGUCGAAUCAAAGAGUACCGUUAUGCCGCAGAGGGUUGUACGAUCGCCCGUUGAUCCUGUUUCUAGACCAACAUCACCAGACGUAUUUGGAAGUCGACCGAUACCAAAAGAGGCAACUCAGCGCAAUAAAACGCCAGCUACAGCCACUGCCUCGAAGAGGACGAGCACACUGACAAAGAAUAUGGGAGCACGUGGAAAGCUGUUAGGGAACGCUACAACAUCUUCAUCAUCUACAGCUCUGAAACAACGCCAAAAACCUGCAGUAAAGAGUGCAAUCCCCGUUGCAUCUCCACGACCAAAGUUCUUUGCAUCGCCUCCUUCUGCAAGAAAGGCGAAUCGGGAAGACGAAUUGAAUCAACUGGGCGACAUCAUGGAAGCGCUUACCGUGACCGGAGAGCAGGAAGAUGCAGACAAAGAAAACGUGCCGGAUGUAGUGAUGAAGUCGAAUGACUCGCACACAAAAAAGGAAACCACACCACCUCUACCAGAGAGAAGAAGUAGCUCUGAUUCUAAACGAAGAUCAUGUGAAUUGGAACCCCUUCAAACAAUCAACGGUACGGAUGAUGCAAAACGGAUGAGGAUACAAUCUCCAAGUUCGAUCAUUCAAUCUAGACCAAUCCUUUCACCACGUUCCGUCAAAAAAAUUGUCAGGCCUGCAUUCACUUUUGGUAGAAUGGCACCUUUAGUAGUUUCAGGAAAGAAGAUAUAAAGUUUGGAAAAUGAAAUGUG